ACUGCGCUGCCCAAAGCUCACCAGAAGCUCAUCACAUCUCACCAAUAGUGACGUUAUUGACAGCAAGGAUGCGUAUCCUGAUCCCCGCCAUGUUGAUCUUGUCGGCCAUGUUGCUGUGCGCUGCGCAAGCACAGUACCCUCGCCCGCGUCGCCCCGAGCGCUUCGACACCGCCGAGCAGAUCUCCAACUAUCUCAAGGAACUGCAAGAGUACUACUCCGUGCAUGGCAGGGGCAGAUAUGGAAAACGUCAGAUGCACAUAUCAGAUGCCUCCGUCAUCUUCAGGGAAAGUCCGUUUUUCGAGCACGCGAUGAAUGAAGGACUCUUCAAGAACCUCGGAUAUAAAUAAACUAACAAACGUCGACUAAACAACAUAAAUUACCUAAGAUGAUGCCAAAUUAUACCUACCCUACUAUACUUGUUUGUUUUUUUAUUUUGUUUUUAAAUUCCAAUGUAAUUAUAAUUUCAUGUAUCUAAUAUUACGAUAACAA
Messenger RNA from Papilio polytes (common Mormon), 489 nucleotides. RefSeq names its product pro-neuropeptide Y-like (gene NPF2). Gene Ontology annotation, cellular component: extracellular region. Gene Ontology annotation, molecular function: hormone activity. The record is from RefSeq and is a predicted model, not a curated record. Bases 69 to 347 code for a protein of 92 amino acids. Lineage: Eukaryota; Metazoa; Arthropoda; Insecta; Lepidoptera; Papilionidae. The transcript is spliced from 3 exons.